Messenger RNA from Heterobilharzia americana, 2517 nucleotides. Lineage: Eukaryota; Metazoa; Platyhelminthes; Trematoda; Strigeidida; Schistosomatidae. The record is from the annotation of a GenBank genome assembly.
AUGUCUAAACCUAAUUUACGAUCUGAAUUUGAAGCUGAUCUCAAACUAAUAUGCGAAGGUCGAAAAACAAAAGAAGACGUAUUACGUUAUCAUUUGAAUAAGUACAAAGAAUUAUUUCGUAUAGCCUUGAAUCAAGCUUCGUUAUUGGAUCGAGCAUUAGCUGUUCGAUUAGAACAAGAAGCGGAGAAUGUUCAAAAUAUAUCUGGUAGUGUUGGCGAGAUGGCGUCAUUUGCUUCUAACAAUAUUCCUGGUAGUUAUAGUCAAGACGGUGUUCCCAAUUUAUUUUUCGCUUCUUGUCCUGUAUGCCGUUCAGACUUAGUGCUCCGUCAAAGACGUAAUCCUUUACGUUCCAUAUCAACUAGUUCAAAUCAAUCAGACAAUUCUGGGUCAUUGGAAACUAAUCAAGCAGGCGGUGCUUUUGGUGGGUGGUUCGUUUCAUGUUCUAGUUAUCCAAGCUGUCGGUAUGCCAUUUGGUUUCCUGAAUGUGUUGUUCAUGUUCGUGUUUUACCUGAAUCAAAUGUAAACGCUUGCAGUCAAUGUAGAAAUUAUGUUUCCUCAUCGUUGUUACAUUCUUCGAGUCAACCUGGGCCUUCUAAAUUAGGCUUACGCUUUCGACGUAAUUUCCAUCUGCCCAAUGGUUAUUUUCAAGAGGAUGAUAAUAAUGAGUAUACCACUUGCAUAUUCUGUGAUGAAGAUGUUUGUCGAGUAUUAGGAAUUCGUAUUCCUGCGGUGAACACCGUUGGUGGUACACGAACAAGUCAGUCUAGACAAAUUGUUCCUGAUCAGAGUGUAGUUAAUUCACAAACACAAAGUUUCUCCACUACUACUGUCUCAUCCUCAGCUCCCUUCUCUUCGUCUCUUAUUCAUAAUCAUCAUUUCUCAUCUAGUCCACUAGAUACAAAUAUAAAUUCUAAUCCAUUUCCACUACCUGCAAGUCAUUCAUCUAAUAGUAGUCUCCGUUCAACUAAUUUUCAACCUGUGGAUAAUGAGGACAUUGAUUCAGAAAGCGUACUUUGCAAUUGUGGUAAUCCAGCUAUUCAACUGACUGUUCGGAAACCUGGACCUAAUCAAGGUCGUUUAUUUUACCGAUGUUCUGGAACAUCUGGUAAUUCAUGUGACUUCUUCCUAUGGAAAUCUCAGCCAACUUCAACAAUGGAACAGACUGGUCCUUUAUAUUCCAGUACUCAGGUACCAUCAAGAAAUAAUGAUGUAGAUUUAUGGUCACGUCCUAUAAACACUUUUACUAAUAGUGGUGGUUUUAUGGAUGAUAGAACAUCAGGUGUAGGCUUUACAGAUUCAAAUUCAUCUGGUGUUGUUUGUCGAUGUGGAGAGCCAGCAAAACUGUAAGCAUGUUUUAUAUAUAUUCGCUUCUCUUCUCGUUAGUAAAAAAGUAAAAUAUUAUGCAUAACUUUGUUCAUAUUUAACUACUUAACUAGUAUUAUAUAGCUGGUCAAAUCAUCUUUAUGCCAUCUUGUAGGAAAGCUUUGUAUAUCCUAUUGAUGUCUAUUCUUAUCAGAAGGACAACUGCUGAUUGGUAACUGAAGAUUAACUAAUUUCAUACUGUCUAGUUCACUGGAUUGUAAUAUGUUUAUAGAUCAAGGAGAAGACUGAAGAUCACGAUGCAUUUUGACUAAUUUUAGGUGAUUAAAUACAGUCGAUGCUUACAUUUCUCUAGGACAUUCGUAAUCAAUAAGUUUUGUUGAUUGUUUUGAAUGGGAAACUCUUUCAAUUACUUUGUUGGUUUUCAUGAGUUAUCAAUGAUUUGAAGAAUAAUUACCAAUUAUGUUUUCUUUUAUUAUAAACUAGACUGAUUGUAACUAAACAAUCGGUGAACAAAGGUCGUCAUUUUUAUACAUGUCCAAAUAGUCGACCAGGCAUUGAUACUGGUCAACCAUCUGGCUGUAAUUUCUUCCAAUGGGCAGAUACUACUAACUCAGCACCAGUACAAUCAGAAUCAUCUACAUCAGGAUUUUCAGAUUGGCGAUCUCCUAAUUCACGUAGUUUGUCAGCUGGGUCAAAUUAUAGACAACGAGCCAAUAAUCACAAUUCAGCAUUUAAUACGGAAACGAAUGUAUCUAUUGGACAUGUUCCAUUAUGGCCUCCUCCUGCUUCUAAUAAUUCAAGAGUCUCUAGAUACAAAAGUCGUGGAGUUAAAGAACGUAGUUCUUCAUCAUCUACUGCACCUAGACGCUGUGGUUUAUGUGGAGAACCUGGUCAUACACGUAAUAGAUGCCCACAAACAGCUAGAUAAAUUCUUUUAUGUAAAUAUAUUUAUUGUACAUUCUUCCUACUAUUUUUAUUUUUCUAAAAAUUUUUAUAUUUUCACAUUUUAUGUACAUAAUGUAUCUCCCUCCAUUUUUCUUUUUUUGUUGUUACGGUUUUAUUUUAAUUUUACAGAAGUUAUCGUAAUUAUGAUAUAAAUUUGAGAAAGGAUAUUUUCGUGCAUUGCGCAUUAUUUUGUAAAUAUAUGCACAGAAUAGAAAUAUUUAUAUUUUCCAUGUUCAUGAGAUACUGGGG